AUGUUCCUCUUCUAUCGUCCACCGUCCGCUCCGGACGAGAUCUAUUCGUCUAGCCUUGCGACGCUUCACGAGGGACACGCCCUCUGGUACCCAGAGCCACACGAGUCGGGGGAGCUGCAGAUCGGGGAUGUCGGUUUCAUGAGCAGAGGCGCAUUCAUCAGAUUAUUCAACCUCGACACCUCUGCGCCCGAGAAGAAAGUCACGUUCUGGCCGACGCCAUUCGAGGACAUAGAGCCUCUCCCCCCGCAUGUACUCCAGAUCGAUCGCAGGCGUCGCCCGCUUCUCCCCACACACUAUCGUAGCCAUGGAGUUGAGAGCAGGCAGAUACAUGCUUCGGCAGACGUGUCGGCGGGUACUAACGUAUCGGUGGGUCUGAGCACCGAAUACACGUGCAAAGCAGCGCAAGGCGCAGUGCUCGCGCUGAAGAGCCAGGCGUACGCCGAAUCGAUAUUCGAGAACUUGGUCCUAAAGAAGUAUAUCAUGAGGAAUCACGACAAAUGGUAUGCGUACGUCAAGGGCGUCCUUGGACAGGACAUCAAGCCGGAGGACAUUGUCGUGGUCCGCGGUUGGGUCAAGACCGAGGCCGACUGGGCGGCGGCUGCCUUCAGUAACACGAGCACGAGUUCCAGUGUCUCGCUCGAAGGCCAGGUCGGUGGUGUCGCGGGGCUGGACAUGGGCACAUCAUACACAAGCUCCAUGACUGGCCCAAUGGUACAACGGCAGGGCGAGUACUUGGAGGACACGUCCGUUCCCCAUCCGCCAGAGGCGAAGAGGGACCAGAGCGUCUUCGUGAGGCGGUUCAAGAUGCGGAGGCGGUUUGGAUUCCUGAAGAAGAUCGUCGCGGGUGCAGGCUACCAUCGGCUUCCGGAUCCAGGAGAUGCGAGAGGUGGUUCUGGAGGAGGAGGGAUCAUGGCACAGGGGGUUGGAGGUGUCGAUGAAGCGAGCGAGCCGGAGUUCGAAGGCGAGAGCACGGUCUAUGAUCCACUGGACAUCCUUAUUGACUACAUCUUCGAGGUACGCCCAACUAGCUGCUUGGUUCAUCAUGUCUCAAUGCUUAGAUACUCGUGGUGA
Phanerochaete carnosa HHB-10118-sp is the source of this 1071-nucleotide messenger RNA. RefSeq lists its product as uncharacterized. The transcript has 3 exons. The record is from RefSeq and is a predicted model, not a curated record. The coding region runs from base 1 to 1071 and encodes 356 amino acids. Lineage: Eukaryota; Fungi; Basidiomycota; Agaricomycetes; Polyporales; Phanerochaetaceae.